Molecule: messenger RNA, 1874 nt
Organism: Frankliniella occidentalis (western flower thrips)
Lineage: Eukaryota; Metazoa; Arthropoda; Insecta; Thysanoptera; Thripidae
Product: lactosylceramide 4-alpha-galactosyltransferase-like
Exons: 4
Coding region: 324-1409 (361 amino acids)
Biological process (GO): glycosphingolipid biosynthetic process
Molecular function (GO): alpha-1,4-N-acetylgalactosaminyltransferase activity
Source: RefSeq, a predicted model, not a curated record
GUUUGCUUCCCUUCUUUGUUCGUGUUCGUCUGCUAGUAAGCUGCUAAUAUUUACCAACAGAGUUUUCUUUGUAAUUUAUGAAUCGGUUUUGACAGAAUCAAAGACCUUUAAUUUGAGAAAGUAACUGAAGUUUGCAGAAAAGAAACCUAGAUAAACUCCCGCCACAACGAUGGUAUACUUUUUAAGUAACUGGCAGUGAUAAGUAUUUAAAGGGGGUUAGGUCUUCUCCAUUUAUCAUUUUGUUGAAGCUUUUGAGGCUGAAUGUUUCCUUCUCAUUUCGGUACUUAAAAUGCUAAAUUGUACAAUAAUUCUGGGCAUGUAAAAUGACUAUGAAGCAUUCCUUGAGAGGUCGCUGGCUGCUUGCGCUCUUUGCAUUUGUGCUUCUUCUAACUAUUCUAACGAGAACAACACAAAAUUUCCUUCUUACUGAUGGCCGUGGGAACCGUGACAUUUCAAGUCACUCUGCCCCAAUUAAAUGUUAUGAUGACACCACAAGCAAUCAAAUUGAGGAUGUUAAUGACAUGCCUCCAUCAAAAGAUUCCAUAUUUUUUCAUGAGACAUCUUGUGCAUCAGCCGAUGGCAGUGGAGAUUUUGUGUUUACAUCCCGUCAAGCGUGUGCUGUUGAGUCUGCUGCUAAGUCCAACCCUAAUACAGAAGUUAAUGUUCUAUUUUUGUCCCCUAUCAAUUUAAAAAAUAUUUCCCAUACUCAGAACUUAGCUAUUAAAGCAUUGUUGUCUUAUCCUAAUAUUAAAAUCAAGCAUGUAAGCAUGGAACGAUAUAUGCAAGAUACACCACUAGAAGGGUGGUAUAAGAGUCGUCCUCUUCAGAGGAGUUUGUGGCCAACAUCUCAUGCGAGUGAUGUUAUGCGAUACUUAACAUUGUGGAAGUACAGUGGAACAUAUCUAGACCUUGAUGUUGUGGUUUUAAAGUCUCUGAGCAAUUUGAGAAAUUAUGCUGGAGCAGAAUCUCCUCGAGCCCUCGGAGCUGGUAUAAUUAACCUAGACUCUUCAAGUAUAGGGAGAGCAAUGGCACAUGCAUUUUUAAAUGAACUCUAUGGCAGCUUUAAUGGUGCAGACUGGGGUGCCAAUGGCCCUGGAGUUGUUACUAGAGUCCUGCGACAGAUGUGUCAAGUUAAGAAGGUGCAGGAUAUGACACCAGAACGCUGUGGCGGGUUUACCAUCCACCCACCAAUCGCAUUUUAUCCAAUAUCAUUUGAAGACUGGGAGGAUUAUUUUAAUGAGGAUAAAAGUGAUUUGACAAUGAAAAUGCAUGCAGAUAGUUACGUAGCUCAUCUCUCCAACAAAUUUAGCAUGAGGAAAAAUGUUACGGUCGGUUCUAAACAGCCGUAUGGAUUACUUGCAGCUGAGCAUUGUCCAAAAGUAUUUUCAACUUGUCAAGAAGUAUUUUAAAUAAGAUCAAACUCUUUUUGGAAAAUGCUGUUCCUCAAAUACAAUUUAUUGAGACUUUCCUACUUUGUUUAGUAGUAUGUUUACAAAUAUCAGAUUGCACUGUGAUAAAGUUUGUCAAAGAUAUAUAUUAACAUAUGACUGGAAGCUGGAUCCUAAUUUUAAAGUAAUAAUUGAAACAAAUAAUUUGAAAUAUUCUUAGCUUUAAGACAAAAGACAAGUCUCUUAUUUCCCAGAGCGCUGCCUACUACUAAAGAUCUGAAAGCCCAUUCAACUUUUUAGCCCGCUCUUUUGCUUAAAAGCUAUCUCAGCGGGCUUAUGCCAUCACCUCUGUGUUUGUGUUUACGUGAAUCCAAAGAGCAAUAUAAUUAUUUUUGUAACAUUAGUUUUGUUGUUAAACUGUACUGAAAUGUCAGGGAUGUAAUUUGAUGUCCUGGUAUCAAUAAAGUUACCUCCUCAUGGAAACAA